Cydia fagiglandana is the source of this 3162-nucleotide messenger RNA. RefSeq lists its product as uncharacterized. The record is from RefSeq and is a predicted model, not a curated record. NCBI's taxonomy places the organism in Eukaryota, Metazoa, Arthropoda, Insecta, Lepidoptera, Tortricidae. Gene Ontology annotation, molecular function: protein binding; ubiquitin protein ligase activity; zinc ion binding. The transcript has 11 exons. Bases 535 to 3162 code for a protein of 875 amino acids.
CGAACGCAGUCUGACAGUUCGUGUGAGGUUAAUGGUCGACUCGCUCGAAAUAGUUUUGAUUUUGAUAAAUAUUUGUAUUCAAAAUUCUUCUCAAUCAUGUAGAUUCGCAACGUGAAACAGUAAUACCCUUUCCAUUUCAAUAUUAUGUUGGUCAAUAGUACUGGUGACAGGAAGUUAGCAAGGAAAUAUUGUAAAUAUAUGAUGUUUCUUUGUCAUGAGAAUAGUUUUUCUAAUACUUAUCGAUCGAUUACGAAAGAGCAUUAAGCUUGUUUUGUUAAACAGUGUAACUGAUUUUCAUUAAAAUAGCUAGAGUAUACUAUCUAUAUUUGCGUGAAUCCAUCUCGGCCGUAAUAAAGACGCGUUAACUCGAGCUACGCUAACGAGUUAUGUGUGAAGUGUUUACUCAACUCGAUCUAUUCACAGCCAGUUACAUUUGCUUAAAAAAGCCAUAAAGUUAAAGCGGAGAUUCUGUGUCGCUACUUGGAAAGAGAUAAAGGGAGGUGUGUCUUAUGUGUAGCUCCUGAGGUCAUUUCCAUGUAUUGUUGCUCUUUUCUUUCACGUUUGGGCGUCGGGAUGGCGAGCAUGAGUUCGACGCUCGUCGAGACCGUCUCUAUAAACUACGAGGACUUUAACGAGAGCUUCCUUACCUGCGGCACAUGUUUAUGCACUUACGACGGCGGUGAACACACACCUAAGCUUCUCCAAUGCUCACACACAGUCUGCUUACAUUGCCUCACUCGAAUAGCCGCCUCACAGACCAGAGACGCUGGUAGCUUCCGAUGUCCCAUCUGCCGCGAACUCAUAACUAUACCGAGAGGCGGGGUCCAAGCGUUACCACCCUCGUUCCUCGUCAAUCAGCUUUUAGAUCUAAUGGCCCGACAGAGAAGAGAAGUCAUUCCACAGUGUAGUUCUCAUCCUGGUCGCGAGUUACUCUUUUGUGAGACUUGCGACUGCGUUUUCUGUCGACAUUGUGCUGACGGGCCGCAUAGCGACACGCCUUGCGACCACACUGUAGUACCAUUCUCUAUAGCGUUAAAAAGAAUGUCAGAAAUUCUACUCUAUAGAGCAAAUGAGUGUUUAAGUAAGCUUGGUUCAGCAAGAGAUGCGGUUGCCAGUGAGUUGAGGAGGUUAGAGGCUGCGGCCACUGCGGCUGAUGACGCUAUAGACAGGCAUUUUAACGAAUUGAAGGCUGCCUUAGAGAAACGACAUAGCGAACUAAAGUCGGCGGCGUCGGCCGCUGCCACACAUAAAAGGAAGUUACUUGAGGAACAAUUAAAAUUAAUAGACGCUGAGAAAACCAAGGUGGAGGCAGAAUGUUCAGGCCUCCAACAGCAAGUGGAAGUCCGCGAAGUAAGCAGCCGAGCGGCAGCAUUAGGCGCCCGGUUAGGAGACGCGGCGGCGCUGGCCGAGCCUCGCGAAAACGCUUUCUUGGCUGUGGACUUUGCCCAUAACGAUGCUCAGCAGAGGUUCGCGGAAGCACUGGCGGAACUUGGCAGAGUAAGAACCAGUACGACGUUUCCUGGCCUGUGUACUUUGCAACUAGAAUCAGGGUGUGUUUGUGGUCUGGAAGUGAGCGUGAUCCUCCGCACGGUGGAUUAUCACGGCGAGGCGCGCAGCACAGGUGGCGACCCCGUCAGCGCGGCCGCCACUUUGGACGAUGCGCCUCUACCCUGCACCGUUACGGAUCUCGACUCUGGUCAUUACAGGAUCACGUUACGACCUUGGGCCGCAGGUGCGCUGACGGUGCGCGUGCUGGUGUUCGCGCGCGCGGUGCGGGACUCGCCGCUGCGCGCCGACGUGGCGCCCGCCGCCGCGCCGCUGCUGCUGUGGGGCGCGCGCGGCGCCGGCAAGGAGCAGCUCAGCCAGCCCGUCGCCGUGGCCAGGUGUGUAUACCAUCAUACACCGUGGGCCGCAGGUGCGCUGACGGUGCGCGUGCUGGUGUUCGCGCGCGCGGUGCGGGACUCGCCGCUGCGCGCCGACGUGGCGCCCGCCGCCGCGCCGCUGCUGCUGUGGGGCGCGCGCGGCGCCGGCAAGGAGCAGCUCAGCCAGCCCGUCGCCGUGGCCAGGUGUGUAUACCAUCAUACACCGUGGGCCGCAGGUGCGCUGACGGUGCGCGUGCUGGUGUUCGCGCGCGCGGUGCGGGACUCGCCGCUGCGCGCCGACGUGGCGCCCGCCGCCGCGCCGCUGCUGCUGUGGGGCGCGCGCGGCGCCGGCAAGGAGCAGCUCAGCCAGCCCGUCGCCGUGGCCAGGUGUGUAUACCAUCAUACACCGUGGGCCGCAGGUGCGCUGACGGUGCGCGUGCUGGUGUUCGCGCGCGCGGUGCGGGACUCGCCGCUGCGCGCCGACGUGGCGCCCGCCGCCGCGCCGCUGCUGCUGUGGGGCGCGCGCGGCGCCGGCAAGGAGCAGCUCAGCCAGCCCGUCGCCGUGGCCAGAUGUCCGAAACGCCGCGAGAUCUACGUGCUGGACGCGGGGAACUCGCGCGUGAUGGUGCUGGACGAAGAAACGUUCGCCUUCAAGUCGCACAUCGUCAAUGAAGGUUUGGCAGGUCGCAGUUGUACAGGGAUCGCAGUUACGGCUGACGGCAUAGUCGCCGUCAACUGGCGGACGAGGACGCUCACUGAGGUGAGCGUAGAGGGUUCAACUCUGCGUACGAUCAAGUCGGAUCGUCUAGUGGAGCCAGUGUGCGUGGCGUGCGACCCGAACGGUCGGCGACUAGCCGUCGGCGACAACGGCGCGCGAUGCGUGUUUGUGUUCGACGCACGUGGGGCGAUAGAGCGAGAGGUGGGCGGCGGCGAGCUGGGGCUGGUGGGCGGGCUGGCGCUGGCGGGCGACGUGCUGGUGGUGGCCGACGUGGCCGUAAGAGUUUAUGAUGCCAGCGGAGCGCUGCAAGCCACGCUGGCUCCCGUGCCUAAAGGUCGCGGCGGCUACGGCGGCGUAGCGCUCGAAGAAUCAGAAUCAGGCCGCCACAUAAUAUGCAUACGUUCAGCGCGCGGCCGCCCCGCGCUGCUAGUGCUCGAGGCGAGCGGCGGCCGUAUUCUGGCGGCUUGCGAGCUAGCUGACAAGAAACCUAGGCGGGUCGCUGGGCUGACGCUGCUGCCUAACAAGAGGGUUCUGUUGGCGGAUCUGGCAGGAAACUGCCUGAGGCUGCAUACUUAUUGGUGA